Vicia villosa (hairy vetch) is the source of this 714-nucleotide messenger RNA. RefSeq lists its product as uncharacterized. The coding region runs from base 1 to 714 and encodes 237 amino acids. Lineage: Eukaryota; Viridiplantae; Streptophyta; Magnoliopsida; Fabales; Fabaceae. The transcript has 4 exons. The record is from RefSeq and is a predicted model, not a curated record.
AUGCCACCCCGACUUGAUAAAAGUAAGGGUGUAGCUGAUAGUGGUAAGAAUAAGCACCAACGCCCACGAGUAGUAGUAUGUCAGUUACCUCAGUUGGCCACGUGUCCUCCCCCGCAGAGUCAGACCGGAGGAUUUGGUUUUCCACCUCCCACACAGAUUAGUCCCUCAUAUUUCCAGCAUACUGGAGGAUCUAGUUUUCCACCUCCCACCCAGACUAGUCCCUCAUCUUUCCAGCAGACUGGUCGCACCCCACAUCCCCCACAUGUGCCCCCACAGGAUGAUGAUCAGGCGGAGGAUGAGACUGCGGAGGAUGAGACUGCGGAUGAUCAGUUGGAUGGGAGCGAUCUUCGAGGGGAUGAUGAUCCGAGUCAGAUUCAUAUCAUUGACGGGAGAUUUUUUAUUAGGCCCGAAGGAAGCUCAUUCACGCCGAGUCGGACUGCUGCCAAAGUUAUAAGUUAUAUAAUUCAGCAAAAUUAUAAAAAACUUAUAAAGACUUUUAAAGAUGUUAAGGGCGAUGAUAGAGAACAUUGGUUUACGCAUUUUCAGGAAAAAUGUGUGUGGGAACCAAUGAAAGAGAGACAGAUUAAAAAAAAUUAUUAUGGCAGAACUGCAAGACGACUUUCUGACAUGCUACGACGUGUUAGAAAGCGUUGGGAACUUCAUGGCAUCCGUCCCAGUUGGAUAGGAGAAGAAAUCUUUCGGGAACUUCUUUAA